Messenger RNA from Sodiomyces alkalinus F11, 1950 nucleotides. Its product is annotated as sister chromatid cohesion protein Eso1. NCBI's taxonomy places the organism in Eukaryota, Fungi, Ascomycota, Sordariomycetes, Glomerellales, Plectosphaerellaceae. Bases 1 to 1950 code for a protein of 649 amino acids. Gene Ontology annotation, biological process: error-prone translesion synthesis; response to radiation. The transcript is spliced from 2 exons. The record is from RefSeq and is a predicted model, not a curated record. Gene Ontology annotation, cellular component: nucleus; site of double-strand break; replication fork. Gene Ontology annotation, molecular function: DNA-directed DNA polymerase activity; damaged DNA binding.
AUGUCUUCUCCACAGUUCCCAGAAUCGUCCCCAGUCACCGAUACUUCCAGUCGCAAAUCUCAGUUCACAUACAGGCAUCUGUGCCAACUGGCCUCAUUCGCCCCGUCUUGCCCACUGCGCGUAGUAGCGCAUAUUGAUUUGGAUGCCUUCUAUGCGCAAUGUGAGAUGGUGCGGCUCGGCAUCCCUGAGGACCAGCCUCUGGCAGUUCAACAGUGGCAAAAUCUCAUAGCCGUCAACUACCCGGCUCGUGGGUUUGGCGUUGGCAGACACUGUACCAUCACAGACGCCAAGAAACUCUGUCCUAACCUGGUCGCCCAGCAUGUGGCUACAUGGCGUGAAGGUGACGACAAGUGGGCUUAUAGAGAAGACGCCGCAGCCAACGUAGCAAGCGACAAGGUGUCCCUCGAUCCUUAUCGUCUGCAGUCAAGGAAGAUUCUCCAGCUUAUCAAGGAGACUCUUCCGUCAAAUCUGCAGAGGGUCGAGAAGGCUAGUAUCGAUGAAGUAUUCUGCGACCUCUCCGCCCAAGUCCACUCCAUUCUCCUGGAGCGUUUCCCGGAGCUGAGGAGCCCGCCUCCUCAUGGCGACCUCACGGGGAGGCUACCUCGGCCUCCAGUGGUUGCCUUGAAUUGGAUGGCCGACGCUCUCGUCGACCUGGAUGAGCAUGCUGAGUCGCAAGAUCCGGACUGGGACGACGUGGCCAUAUUGAUCGGGUCCGAAAUCAUCCGAGACGUGCGGGGACAAAUUCGAGAGGAGCUGCGUUACGCCUGCUCGGCGGGCAUAGCCAAUAAUAAGUUGUUGAGCAAGUUGGGCUCCGCUUACAAGAAGCCCAACCAACAAACCGUCAUCCGGAGCCGGGCUAUUCAGCACUUCCUAUCGGAUUUCAAGAUCACCAAAAUCCGGAAUUUUGGCGGCAAGUUUGGGGACAAUGUCACGUCCACCUUUGGCGUUGACACCGUCCGGGAACUUCUACCCGUCACUCUGGACCAGAUGAAACUCAAGUUGGGAGACGACACAGGAACGUGGGUUUACAAUACCAUUCGGGGCGUGGACCACAGCGAGGUCAGCUCCAGGACGCAAAUCAAGUCGAUGCUCUCGGCUAAGUCCUUCCGGCCCGCCAUCCACACUGUUGAGCAGGCUACCCGGUGGCUCAGGAUUUUUGCUGCUGAUAUUUCCUCCCGGUUGGGCGAGGAGAACAGACGCAGGCCAAGGACGAUUAACCUGCAUUACAGACAUGACGGUCAGAUGAAGUCGCGUCAGGCGCCCAUAGCCCAGGGGAAGGCCCUGAACGAGCAGCUCCUAUUUGACCUCUCCCGAACCCUCCUAAACCAGAUAUUGAGCGAGGGCAACGUGUGGCCUUGCAUGAACCUUAGUCUGAGCGUUGGCGGCUUCGAAGACAGCGUGGUUGGCAACAUGGGCAUCGGCGGGUUCCUUGUCAAAGGUGAAGAAGCCCAGGCCCUAAGGUCGAGUGCAAAAGAUCCGGGGUUCCCUAUCCUUCCGGGCAGGCAGGCGGCGAAGAGACGUCGGCUAGAUGGAGCAGGCGAAGGCAUACAUCGGUUCUUCAUUAGACACAAUACCACGAAUGACCACAACGCCUCUGAGACGGAAGAUAACGCCAAAGGGCUCGAAGACUUGGUACCUGGCGACCCAGUCACGGGCCUGCGCAACGGGAACGAAGAGAAGAACGAGGCAGACGGCGCUUCUUCAGAGAGUUCAGAGUGUUCUCGCUGUGGUGCCAGUUUCGACUGGCCACAAAGCCUUCAGAGUCACCAAGAUUGGCACUUGGCCAAAGACCUGCACGAUGAGGAACGUGGCCAGUCCAGAGCCACCAUCCAUCCUCCCGCUUCCGCUCGCUCGAAAGGACCGAGUGGCCCGGCACCCUCGUCUAAACGGGCUGGUCGUGGCGGUAAGAUGGAACAUGGACAACGCAAACUGACGUUUGGUGGCUCAUGA